AGGGGAGGGGGUUGGUGUGUUGGUGUGUCAUAUUUCUAGUGGUCCCACAGAUCCCUCCGUACAGACUUACAGAACAACAGGUGAAGCGGACCCUACAGGGCAGUCUAGUCCCCAACCCAGAGGUCCACAACACCUCCGAACCCCAGACAUCUCUCUCUCUCUUUCUCCUUCUCUAUUCCUCUCUCUGUCUCCUCAUUUGCCUCCUUCGAUUCCAGGUCUGAGUUCCAACCAUCCAAGGUCUUCAUGUUCAUCAGUAGUCUGGAUGGAGGAAGAGCAGCAACGCAGUAGGAAUUAAAACUGGUUGAAGCUUCUAUUUGGAAAAGCCCACAACGUUUCUUUCCUCGUUAUCUAUAAAGCUGAAUCCCUCUGCAGCCAUGGAGCAGCCCGUGAUGAAAGCCAGAUCGCCAGUGGGUCAGAUGUGUUCGGUGGUGGCCCCCGGCUCAGCCAAGCAGCCUUCCUCCGCCACCUCUCCCUCCAACACCACGGGCCCCAAGGAGGUGGAGCUGAUUCUGGUGAAGGAGCACAACGGGGUCCAGUUCACCUCCUCCACGUUGGUCAGCCCUGCUGGGCACCCCCACGGCCACGCUCUGGGCCCCAGCCACGGACACACCCCUGUCCCCGGAGAAGAGAGGGAGACCUGGGGGAAAAAGAUCGACUUUCUCCUGUCGGUGAUAGGGUUCGCUGUGGACCUGGCCAACGUGUGGAGGUUCCCCUAUCUCUGCUAUAAGAACGGAGGAGGAGCGUUCCUGGUGCCCUACCUGUUCUUCAUGGUGAUAGCAGGCAUGCCUCUGUUCUAUAUGGAACUGGCUCUGGGACAAUACAACAGAGAGGGGGCCGCUGGCGUCUGGAAGAUCUGCCCCAUAUUCAAAGGUGUUGGUUUCACAGUGAUCCUGAUCAGUCUGUAUGUGGGCUUCUACUACAACGUGAUUAUAGCCUGGGCCCUGUUCUACUUGUUCUCUUCCUUCACCGGGGAGCUACCCUGGGUCCACUGCAACAACACCUGGAACAGCCCCAACUGCUCAGACCUCUGGGACUUCAACAACUCCCUCAACGACACACACAAGUCCACCCCCGCAGCCGAGUACUUUGAGCGUGGGGUGCUCCACCUACAGGACAGUGAGGGUAUAGCUGACCUGGGACUCCCUCGUUGGCAGCUAACAUCCUGUCUAGCUGUGGUCAUCGUGGUUCUGUACUUCAGCCUCUGGAAGGGGGUCAAGACCUCAGGGAAGGUGGUGUGGAUCACAGCCACCAUGCCCUACGUGGUCCUGACUGUCCUGCUGCUGCGCGGCGUCACCCUUCCUGGAGCCAUGGACGGCAUUAAGGCCUACCUCAGCGUCGACUUCCUACGACUCUGUGAGCCUCAGGUCUGGAUAGACGCUGCCACUCAGAUCUGCUUCUCUUUGGGAGUCGGGUUCGGGGUGCUGAUAGCGUUCUCCAGCUAUAACAAAUUCAGCAACAACUGCUACAGAGAUGCCAUCAUCACCAGUUCCAUCAACUCCCUGACCAGCUUCUUCUCUGGCUUCGUCAUCUUCUCCUUCCUGGUUUACAUGUCCCAUAAACACAGCGUGCCACUGGACAAGGUGGCCACAGAUGGUCCUGGUCUGGUGUUUAUCAUCUACCCAGAAGCCAUUGCAACAUUACCAGGAUCUUCAGUAUGGGCAGUUAUCUUCUUCAUCAUGUUGUUGACUCUGGGCAUCGACAGUGCUAUGGGAGGGAUGGAGUCAGUGAUCACAGGAUUGAUGGAUGAGUUCAAGUUUCUCCACAAACACCGGGAACUCUUCACCCUCUUCAUCGUUGUGUCCACCUUCCUCAUCUCACUGUUCUGUGUCACUAAUGGUGGUAUCUAUGUGUUCACUCUGCUGGACCAUUUUGCUGCUGGGACAUCCAUUCUCUUUGGAGUGCUUAUUGAGGCCAUCGGCAUCGCCUGGUUCUACGGAGUGGAUCGCUUCAGUGAUGACAUUGAGGAGAUGAUCGGACAGAGACCAGGCCUGUACUGGAGACUGUGCUGGAAGUUUGUCAGCCCAUGCUUCCUCCUGUUCAUGGUGGUGGUGAGCUUCGCGACCUUUAACCCUCCGAACUACGGGACGUACACGUUUCCCAUAUGGGCCAACAUGAUUGGCUGGUGCUUGGCUAUAUCCUCCAUGACCAUGGUGCCUCUCUAUGCUAUCUACAAGAUGUGCACCUUACCUGGGAAGUUCUGUGAUAGACUGGCCUACGCCAUAACGCCUGAGCACGAACACCACUUGGUGGAUAACGGAGAAGUUAGGAGGUUUACGCUCCAACACUGGAUGGUGAUCUGAGCCCAGGAAGAAGACAGAGGUCCGUUCACAUGGAGGAUGGAUGGAUAGAGAGAGGGAGGGAGAGAUGGAUAGAGGGAGUGAUGGAGGGAUGGAUGGAGAGAGGGAGUGAUGGAGGGAUGGAUGGAGAGAGGGAGAGAUGGAUAGAGAGAGUGAGGGACGGAUGGCUAGAAGGAGGCACAGCAGACAUGUGAAGAGAGUAUAUACCGUAACAAGAGGAGAGAGAAGUGUUUGAAAUGCCAACCAAGCUGUCAAAUCGUAGUGGUCUUUAAUUUCCUCAAUGGACGUGUGGUUGUGUGCUGUGAUCUAGAUCAGGAUGUUGGUGACGUUCGGUCAAAACAUCACUAAAUAUCAUUCUUAAACAAUGACUGUUAUGAUUAUGGAUAAUUCACCAAUAUAUUCAUGUUUAUUUUGUGAGCUGAGAAAAAUCUGAGCGUUUGGUUUAGUGUAAAAUCCUGAUGAAAUAUUAUAUGAUUAUCUGUUGUAGAGGUAACUAAGAGAAAAAAAAAGUAUUUAUUACAGAAUCAAUAUGUCAUAGCCAAUAACACAAUUACAUUCCUGCAUUUAACUGUGUCUGAAAGUGUACAUGUUUUAAGUUAAGUUUGUUACAACACAUAACACCUACAUAGUAAGCUAGCUUUUUAUAUUUUGCCAACAGUUUCCUUUGACACUUGAAAAAUGUGUUGUCUGUUACUUCUCCUCUGAAAAAUGUGUUGUCUGUUACUUCUCCUCUGAAAAAUCUACCGGGGGGUCCAAAAUGAUUGACACCCUUGAUAAAGAUGAGAAAAAAAUAAAUAUUAAAUAAAUUAUUAAAAUACUGAGCUAUAUUGUAUGCUAAUUUUUAUUAUUAUAUAAUUUUAUAUUUUAUACUUUUUUCUCAAAAGGGUAGGGGUCAAAGUACUUGACACUCCUGUUUUCAAUAGCUUUCCAUUUUGAUGUGUACUUGGGGGUUAUCGUCUCGCUGGAAGAUCUACUUGUGGCCAAAUUUCAGCCUCCAGAGGCAACCAGGUUUUUUGGGUAAAAUGUCCUGGUUCUGUGUAAAGUUUAUGAUGCUGUUGAACUUAACAAGUAUCCCAGGAACCAGUGGAAGCUAAAUAGCCCCAUAGCAUCACAGAUCCACCAUAUUUUACAGUAGGUAAAGAGCUCUUUUUUCAUGUCAACCAAUAAAUGUAUACACCUGUAAUUUGAUACAUGGCACUUGGACUGGAACUUGUGCUUUGGUCAGAUGACAUGAAAAUAAAUAUCUUUGGACACGCACACCAGUGGUGGGUGUGGCGUCGAAAAUGAGAAUGCAUAAGCAGAACAGAACCCAAUACCUACUGUCAAAUAUUGUGCUGGAUCUUUGAUGCUAUGGGACUACAUUUGUUACGGUCAACAGCAUCAUGAAUUUGACCCAGUACCAGGACAUUUUAGCCAAAAA
Molecule: messenger RNA, 3717 nt
Organism: Salvelinus fontinalis (brook trout)
Lineage: Eukaryota; Metazoa; Chordata; Actinopteri; Salmoniformes; Salmonidae
Product: sodium-dependent dopamine transporter-like
Exons: 16
Coding region: 375-2300 (641 amino acids)
Biological process (GO): sodium ion transmembrane transport; dopamine uptake involved in synaptic transmission
Cellular component (GO): neuron projection; presynaptic membrane; neuronal cell body membrane
Molecular function (GO): norepinephrine:sodium symporter activity; dopamine:sodium symporter activity
Source: RefSeq, a predicted model, not a curated record